Molecule: messenger RNA, 8346 nt
Organism: Alexandromys fortis (reed vole)
Lineage: Eukaryota; Metazoa; Chordata; Mammalia; Rodentia; Cricetidae
Gene: Gmeb1
Product: glucocorticoid modulatory element binding protein 1
Exons: 9
Coding region: 3842-5560 (572 amino acids)
Biological process (GO): regulation of transcription by RNA polymerase II
Cellular component (GO): nucleus
Molecular function (GO): RNA polymerase II cis-regulatory region sequence-specific DNA binding
Source: RefSeq, a predicted model, not a curated record
GAGCCUGUCCUUGAACUCAGAGAUCCGCCUGCCUCUGCCUCCCAAGUGCUGGGAUUAAAGGCAUGCGCCACCAUCACCCAGCUUUAAGACAUUUAAGACAUUUUUAAGAAGGAAUGUGGCCAGUGGCCUUUAGUAGGAUCACUUUGGUUGCUAUGUGGGAAUGAAUUUUAGGAAUCCAAGACCAAAGGUUAGGCUAUGGGAAAGGAGCUGGGAAAACCCAGGUAGUAGCGUGGCAGUCCAGACAAGGUGUUGACUGCACAGAUGGAGUACGGGAGGAGCACACACACUGUAGACUGGAUAGGGUUGUGGCUGAUUGGGUUUAGAAGGAGGAGGCAAAAAUAACUCCAGAGUUCCCUCCUUUUGAAAAGGCGUGGAGGAUAAUAUCACUUAGGGAAAUAGGAAAUCUAGGAGUGGGUUUGAGAAAAUAUGGUUCAGUUUAAUGUAGUAGAGGCUGGAAAAUGCAGGAAUAUAGAAUUCUUUGAAAAAUUGAAUGGGAUUAAAAGGCAGUUAUGAAGAAAUUUGAUUAGGUCAUAUAUGUAUGCAAAAGUGAUGGAAUCAACCUAUCUAUCAGUGUCGUAUCUGAGGAGAGUGACGGGGGCACAGAGAUGUUUAGAUAAACGGUGCCUAAGCACCGAGACUGAUGGCAUACACCUGGUAGUCAGAGGCCGAAAUUUGAUGCUAGCCUGAGCUACAGGACAAGACUCUGUCUUGAGAAACCAAGAACAAUCUGAGUGUUGUUGUGCACGCCUUUCAUCUCAGCCCUUGGGAGUCAGAGGCAGGGGGAUCUCUUAAAUUCUGUUUUACAGAUUGAAUUACAGGACAUCCAGGACUACACAGAGAGACCCUGUUUCAAAAAACCAAGAAAGGAAGGAAGGAACUCAGAGCUUUGGGUUAUAGUUCAGUUGUGAAACACUUGGUCACAUGUCCGCGGACCCGUGCAGAACACAGAGCAAAUGAACAAGAAGGAACACUAGCUAUGGCUGUCAAGGUCUGCCUGGGGAACUGCAGUGAAGGACAGUGUCUAAAACCAGAGGAGUGACAGCCUACAUUUGGGGGAAAUUCUGAAAAGAAAGCUUGAUGAUGGCGCUGUAGAGAUGGCUCAGAGGUUAAGAGCACUGGCUGCUCUUCCAGAGGUCCUGAGUUCAAUUCCCAGCAACCACAUGGUGGCUCACAACCAUCUGUAAUGAGAUCUGGUGCCCUCUUCUGGCCUGCAGGUAUACAUGCCAGAACAGUGUAUACAUAAUAAAUAAAUAAAUUUAAAAAAGAAAAGUACAGUGAUGCUUCCUGGAGUAGUGAACAGAACAUUAGGGACAAAGAUGCCUAAAGCUUAGAGAAUAGAAAACCUUAGAGCCCUGGUAGCACGCUACUAUGUGUUCAGAGUACCUGAGUGACUGACACGGUCGGAGAGUAAGGGUGUAGAUAAAGCUGGAGUAUGCCAGGCCAGUGAGGUCCACUCUGGGCACCACAUUACGUAUGUCUGUUUUCAAGGCUGGCAGAGCUGAGGAGUGACUUGAGUCUCUGGCUGCCAGCUACACAUUCCAGUGUGGAUCUACAGUCAACAUGGCUGUCUCCUGCUUGCCUUCACAUGUUUACCUAUAUUCAUUUAGUAAAUUCAGUGUCUUUUCUUGUAUGUGCUAUAGUGACUUUUUCUUUUAAUUGGUUUUUUGAGACAGAGUUUCUCUGUGUACCCAUGAAGCCUGUUCUGGAACUCUGUAGACCAGGCUGGGCCUGAGCUCACAGAGAUUCUCCUGCCUCUGCCUCCUGAGUGCUGGGUUUAAAGGCGUGUCCCACCACCACCACCUGGCAAGUGACUUUUUUCUUUAAGGCAGGCUGGCCUUCAGUUUAUGUGGCUCAAGCUGAAUUCAAAUGCCCCAUAAUUCCCUGCUUCAGCCUCCCAAGUGUUGGGUUAUUGUGUGAGCCACAGCUCCUGGCCCCUUCUUUUCAACUGGAUAGUGUAAAGGAUUGCACACACAGCUCUGGGUAAGCUCGGGUGUUAGAGAGCUUACCACCAAACACAAGGCUUUGAGUUGGGUCCCUAGCACUGAAAAAAAAAAUCAAUUUUCCUGAACUCUAAAGGCUAACAGCUGCAGGCUGUCCUGUGACUGUCUGUGUUUUCAUAAAGAGUGGGACAGUGGGGACGGCAAGAUAGUGAAAUAGGUAAAAGUGCUUGCCACGCAUGCCUGAUGACCUGAUGUUGUUACCCAAAUCCCAGGGUGGAAGGAGAUAGCUGACUCCUGGAAGUUGUCAUAUGACUGAUGUCUACUUGUGUGCCUUGGCAUGUGCAUAAACAUACAAACAAAACAACAACAAUAAUAAAAAAUGAUUGGCUUAGUAUUUUAGAUUGAAGGAGCUCAUGGCACUUGGUUAUGGUUUCCUCAGUAACUCUGCAAGGAGCUGGCAGACAAGGUCAUUUCCAUUCACUCUGAAGAGCUGAGAUGUUCCUGGGACCCUUGCAGGUGUCCCAUUAUUCCUGGUGGAAACAGGAAGAUCAGAAGUUGAAGGUCAUUCUCAGCUCCAGAGCAAGUUCCAAGUCAGCCAUUUGAGACUCCAUCUCUAAAAAUAAAACAAGAACAUAAAGUUCUUAGAACCAGACUUGGUGACUCACACCCUAUAAUUUCAGCUCACUGACGCUGAGGCAGAAGGAUUGCUUUGAGUUUGAGACUAGGCUGGGCUUCAGAAAAAAAGAAAAGUUCUUGACCUCUUGGUGGUAGUCCAUAUCUUUAAUCCCAGCAGCAGGAUCUCUGAGUUUGAGCCCAGUAUGGUCUAUAGAGCAAGUUCCAGGAUAGGCAGGACUACAUACACACACACACACACACACACACACACACACACAAAACAAACAAACAAAAAAACCCUAAGAAAGAGAGGGAGGGAGGAAAAAAAGAAAAAAAGGUCUUAGAGAUUGUACAGUAAACUCAGCAUUUAUUAACAGCUGUGCAGCUGAACUGAGAUAUGUAUAUUUAUAAAGGAUAGAGCACUGUAUGUAAUACAUAGUUGAUAUGUAACUGCUAUUUGCACUUAAAAUAGGUACGGAUUUCUACUUUUUAGGGCCCAUUCUUUGGGAUGGAACCAGUCUUAUGUUGUAAAUCAAUCUAGAGAAAAAACAAGCCAGGUGUGGUGCAUGCUUGUAAUGCCAGCACUUGGGAGGCAGAGGUGGAGGAUCAGCAAGUUGAAGCCAGCCUAGACUAUUUAUUGAUAUUCCCGUCUCAGAACUAAAACAAGCCUUUAAUCCCAGCACUCAGCAGGCCAGGGGUUCCUUCGAGGCCAGACUGGUCUACAGGGUGAGUUCCAGGAAAGCCAGGACUGUUACACAGAGAAAUCCUGGCUUGAAAAACCAAAAGAACAACAACAGCAAAACCCACAAAGACCUUUGACUCCAAAAACAGGAGACAGAGGCAGGCUCAUCUUUGAGUUUAAGGCCAGCCUGGUCUACAUAUACUGAGUUCCAGGUCAGACAGCAUUUCAUAGUGAGACUAUGACUCAAAAACAAAACAAAGAAGACCCGAAACAACAAAACCUUAGAGUCUCCUGCUCAUCAUUUCAGUGCCGUGUGUGAUCCCAGUGCUGCGACCCCAAGCCAGCCAUCUGAUGGCUCUAAACGUAAGGUCUGAGAGCUGGUAGAGCUGGCUCCGGCAGACGCCUGGGGGAGUCACACUAGGGGCCUGCGCCAGUCCUGUCAGCCCCUCUCAGGCCUCGUUCUUCGCAGAGGAUGAUGAGUCCAGGGUGCUCAGAGCUGUUUGUUGUCUCGGCACUCCCUUCCUGCAGUUGUGCCUUUCAAGAUGAAGUUACUCACGCUUCUUGUUUCUCACAGCAGCCCCAGCUAGCUGACUUCAUGUGAAAGAUGGCUAAUGCGGAAGUGAGUGUCCCAGUGGGAGAUGUGGUUGUGGUACCCACUGAAGGAAAUGAAGGGGAGAACCCUGAAGACACUAAAACCCAAGUGAUCUUGCAGUUACAGCCUGUGCAGCAAGGUUUGUUUACCGAUGGACACUUUUACAACAGGAUUUAUGAUGCUGGGUCGGAGAACAACGCAGCAGUUGUAGCCGUAGAGGCGCACACAAUACACAAAAUCGAAGAAGGAAUUGAUGCAAGCAGCAUAGAAGCAAACGAGGAUAUGGAAAUUGCCUACCCUAUAACCUGCGGAGAGAGUAAAGCCAUCCUCCUCUGGAAGAAGUUUGUGUGUCCAGGAAUAAAUGUGAAGUGUGUCAAGUUCAAUGAUCAAUUGAUCAGCCCCAAGCAUUUUGUCCAUCUGGCUGGCAAGUCCACUCUGAAGGACUGGAAGAGAGCCAUUCGUCUAGGUGGCAUCAUGCUCAGGAAAAUGAUGGACUCCGGGCAGAUCGAUUUUUACCAGCAUGACAAAGUUUGCUCCAAUACUUGCAGGAGUACCAAGUUUGACCUUCUGAUCAGCAGUGCGAGGGCGCCAGUGCCAGGCCAGCAGACAAGUGUGGUGCAGACCCCCACCUCGGCCGAUGGUAACAUCACACAGAUUGCCAUCUCAGAGGAGAGCAUGGAGGAGGCUGGGCUGGAGUGGAACUCAGCUCUCACUGCUGCUGUCACCAUGGCCACAGAUGAGGGCAUAAAAAAAGACUCUGAAGAAAUUUCAGAGGAUACUUUGAUGUUCUGGAAAGGAAUAGCUGAUGUAGGAUUGAUGGAGGAGGUCGUCUGUAAUAUUCAGAAGGAGAUAGAAGAACUUCUCAGGGGCGUUCAGCAGCGGCUCCUGCAGGCUCCCUUCCAGGUCACAGAUGCUGCUGUUUUGAACAAUGUGGCGCAUACAUUUGGCCUGAUGGACACAGUCAAGAGAGUUUUGGACAACAGACGGAAGCAAGUGGAGCAGAGCGAGGGGCAGUUCCUCUAUACCCUGGCAGACUUGGAACGGCAGUUGGAAGAGCAAAAAAAGCAAGCCCAAGAUCCUAGACUGAAAUCUCAGACGGUUCAGAAUGUGGUACUGAUGCCUGUGAGCACCCCAAAGCCUCCAAAGAGACCCCGGCUCCAGCGGCCGGCCUCCACCACUGUCCUGAGCCCUUCUCCUGUGCAGCAGCCUCAGUUUACUGUUAUCUCACCUAUCACCAUCACCCCCGUGGGGCAGUCCUUCUCCAUGGGCAAUAUUCCAGUGGCUACUCUCAGCCAGGCCUCCAGUCCUGUGACUGUCCACACGCUGCCUUCUGGCCCGCAGCUCUUCCGCUAUGCCACGGUGGUUUCCUCUGCCAAGAACAGCUCACCAGACACAGUGACCAUCCACCCUUCGUCGAGCUUGGCACUGCUAAGCUCUGCCACUAUGCAGGAUGGCAGUACCCUGGGCAAUAUGGCCACGAUGGUGAGCCCUGUGGAGCUGGUGGCCAUGGAGUCUGGCCUGACUUCAGCAAUCCAGGCAGUUGAAAGCUCCUCGGAGGAUGGGCAGACCAUCAUUGAAAUUGACCCGGCCCCAGAUCCUGAGGCUGAAGACAAUGAGGGCAAAGCAGUCAUCUUGGAGACAGAGCUGAGGACUGAGGAGAAAGUGGUGGCUGAGAUGGAAGAACACCAGCAUCAAGUCCACAAUGUGGAGAUUGUGGUCUUGGAGGACUAAUUGGGGAUGGGGCCAAGAGCUAUGUUUUGGUUUGGAAUUUUAAUUAUGUUUAUUUUUAUCAUUGUCCCAUUCAUUUCCACAUAGAACCUUUUUUUAAAAAAAAAAAAAAACAAACUACAAAAAUCUCGUUGUAACUGACAAUGUUGGGUUCCUCCUACUCCCUCAAUGACAAAUGGACAGAACAAGCUACCUUUCCUGAAGUUAGGAACAGGUCAUCCGGUGUCCUAAUCAUCUUACCCCAAGGAAGGUAUUGCUUUUAGGGGAGGUGUCAAAAUAACCAGGAACCCUUUCCAGAAUAGUCUGUCUGUAUACACAUGCAUGGGUUCACGCUUGUAAAGAUGUGUUGACCAAACUCUGGAGCACAGACCUGACAAUGGAAGACGGCCAGCGCUCGCGUAUCCUGGAUAAGGCCUCAGAGGCCAGUGCAAAACUCUCAAACAAAAGGAAGUUGAACUCUGCUUAGAGUGGGAAGUAGCAUGCCAUCAGCAGCUUAAAUGGGGAAGUUCUUUGGCAAGGAGGGGGCAAGGCGUGAUCUUCCAGAGGUGCAUCUGAUGCCCCCUCGAGCUCUUUGAGGGUUGGGUACCAUUUUGAGAAGAGGCCAGUGAUACGCAGAAUGGCACACAGCAAACAAGCGAUGGUCACAGCUGUGCUUUUGGGAUAGCUCACCUUGCCCCCAGUCUUGUCAAAGCCCUCACCCUCUUCACCAAGGAUUUUUAGUCCAUUCCUUUGCAGACUGUGAUGUGGCUAUAAUUGCUCUAGAUCUUGGACUGUGGCUGUCAUGAGAUGGGGCUCCAAGGCCAUCAUUUUUGUUUCUUGACUCCAGGGAUGGAAGAGUUCCUCAUGCAGACCAGCUGCUAUUUUUGGGAGCCCUGCAUGCAAGUGUGUGUGGUGUGGUGUGUGUGGUGUGAUGUGGUGUGUGUGUGGUGUGGUGUGUGUAUACCUGUUUUGGCUUUGGAACCAAAAGCAGUCCUCACUUGGUGCUUCCCUUUCUCUUCAUCCUUCAGUCUCCCGGAUCCCACGCUCUGCAGCUUUUUGGCUGAUGUCGAGAGCAGUGACAGGUGCCUGCCUGCCUUCAUUGCUUUUGAGAGUCACUUCUGUUUAUGCCACAGAUGCUUCUGGGAGAUACUGAGCUCACAAAAAGACUUAGGCUUGGCAGGGAAGACUGGAAACACCUCCAGCCUUUCCUGAGGCGUGGACUAGACGUCUCCUAUGUGAGCCGAACUCCCUGGGAAAGAAAUGUUGUCUGUGACAGUAAUGUUUGGGGGCGGGGGCUUUUUCCUAAAUGCUGUUUGUACGUUUAGACCUGGGUCGCCUUCCAUGCUACAGUCCCUUCACUUUGACCCUCUUCAGUGUUUGGGAAGAGGGAACAGUUUGAUUUCUUUAAUUAAUUAUAUUGUUCACUGUACUAGGGAAAGUAUAGACACUCUACAGAUGACUUAAAUAGGCUGGAAAAGCACACAGUUUAGGAGUUGGAGCAUUUAUUAUUAGUAGUAGUAUUAUCAAAAGUAAAAUUUCGACCUCAGUUUCUAUUUAAAAAAAGAGAGAAUGCCUGCCUAAACCUGUCUUCCUACCUGCAGGUUUUGGAAACUAUAAAUCACUGAGAACUGUGUCCUCCCAACUCUUCGAUGGCCAUAGAUAGCCAGAACGCCCUCAGGUCUCUCUGAAGACCCUAAGAGUGGGAUUUCUGAACUCCAUGCAGAUGCAUUUUAGCUUCAAACUGGACUUUUCAGAAUAUUUAACUGAGCUGGGGACGGAGCUGAGUGGGUCAAGUGCUCACCUGGCACACAUGCAACUCUGGCUUCAGUCUCCACCACGAAUAAAGUGGGCAUGGUAGCACAUGCCUUUGAUCCUUGGGAAGCAGAGACAGGAGGCUCAGAAAUUCAAGGUCAUUCUCAGCCCUGUAGCAAGUUCAAGACUAACCAGGGAUACACAAAAUGCUGUCUCAAAAAAAUUCGUUUUGAACAAGCUUUUGGUCCUUUAUCCAUUUUUAGUGAAGAAACUGGAAUUUAUUUCUGGUUUCCUUAGGUUUUCUGUUAAUACAUAAGAUUUUUUUUUUUUUUUUUUUUUUUUUUUGGUUUUUCGAGACAGGGUUUCUCUGAAGCUUUGGAGCCUGUACAUAAGAAUUUUUAUUACACUUAUUUAUCCGAGAGAGUGUGUGUGUAGUGGAGAGCUUGCAAUGGUGUCUGUGGAGGUCAGAGAAAAACCUACAGGAGCCAUUCUCUCCUUCCAUUGUAGGGUCCUGGGGAGUGAACUCGGUAGCUAGGCAUGGUGGCAAGCAUCUUCACCCACUGAGCCAUCUUGCCAGCCCUAAAGGUUCCAGGCUAAGUCUGAAACUGUUACUUGAACCUAGAAAGCCACAUCUCACUCCUGUUGUACUCUGUAGGUCAUUUCUCUCUCCCAGAGAUGAGAGAACCCAUUCAGGACCCAGAGGAGCCUUGGAGACUAAGGACAGUCUCACUCAGGUUCAUCCCUUUGCUGUCACAACUGUAGCAUAAAAGUUUGUGUGAGCUCCGUGCUUCCAAAGUCAGACGUCCUCUUGGGACAGAGCCUGUUUACUUUCAACCUUCUGGCAGGUGGGUUACACGAGCGUGGCUGUUUUCCUGGUCUUCCAAUUGCUGUCAUUGCUAGCUGCUGUGGUACUCGUGAGGACGAGAUCUCUCCCAGCCCUGGUCUAGAUCAUUUCUGGUGGGGUGAGACACGUGCAAGUUAUUGCAAUGAAAUUACUCCUCAGGCUGACUUGAUGGUAGCUAUCUUUUCUCUAGCCAUUCAUUAAAUAAACAUUUAUA